AAUUUCCACACUGGAUUCUUGCCACUUAUUAUGAUAAAAUUCUGCGAUCUCUCUUCCUCUAUCCAAUGUUCCAGUUAGUUCAAGCCUAAAAAGCAGAAAAAACCAAACCUUCUUUGAGUAGUUCCUCUCUCUCUUUCUUGCAGAUGCAGAUUCUCUAACCACUAGCUUAUCAUUCUCUUAUCAUCAACAUCCAAAGAUGAAAAGAAUUGAUAUCUUCUGUGCUUCUCAAGCUUCAACAACCAUAUGCAUGAGCAUGGAUCAACCCUCUUCAUCCUCCACAUCAUCCUCUUCCUUGCCACCCACCAUUCAACUUGGCGGCCGAGCCAUCGACCGCCACAAUCCUAUAAUCAGAGACCAGAGAAGAACCCCUAGAUCUCUCUCAUUAGCUCCCUGUACUUCUCAGUCACCACCCAUCAAUCCCCAACCUUACCAUCUCCUUCGCAAGACCAAAAAAGAUCUUGCAAAAGUACCAGCAGCAGCUACCAACAAGACUAAUAAUGAUCAAACUAAGACAAAAAGCUCUAGAAAGCCAAACGAGCGAAAAGACAAGAAAAGCUCUUCUAAGGCAGCUGGUGAUGAUAUUGCUGAGAAGUAUUCAUCUUCUCCUUCUUCUUCUACUAGUGUGGUUAAAGAAGAUGUUUUUAGGAAGAGCUGGGCUAAGCGUAGUGAUUUUAUCACACCUCCUGGAUCUUCUAGAUAUCUUUUGAGCGAGAAGGAUUUUCUUGAUGGGUUAUAUGAUUAUGAUCCAGUAUUGGCAUUGGUUCCUGCUGAACCCAAUAAUUCGAAGCAACAAGAAUCUACUUCUUCGAAAGCUUCUUCAACUUCCAACUCAGAGGGGCCAUCAAACCAGGUUGUGGUUUUGAGAGUGUCACUGCACUGCAAAGGCUGUGAAGGAAAAGUAAGGAAGCAUCUAUCUAGAAUGGAAGGCGUGAGAUCGUACAGCAUAGAUUUUGCAGCAAAGAAGGUGACAAUUGUAGGAGACGUAACGCCAUUAGGUGUGCUGGCUAGUGUAUCAAAGGUGAAGAGUGCACAAUUUUGGACACCAGCUGCAAACCCAGCUCCACCACUCUCUAAUAACUCACAACCCCAGAAGUAAUUUUUUUAUAAUAAUAAUUAUUAUUAUGCGAGAACAGUUAAUUAGUUUCAAUUUGGUGCUUAAUUUAGUGUAAAUUCAGUCUUUUCUUUUAUAUAUGUGAUUAGCAUGAGUAGCUGGAAAAGAAUCUUUGCUUAUUAGAAAGUUGGUAAUGAAAUAAAAGAAAAGCAAUAGAGAGGGGCAAUUUGGAC
This is a messenger RNA of Hevea brasiliensis (rubber tree), 1284 nucleotides long. RefSeq names its product protein SODIUM POTASSIUM ROOT DEFECTIVE 2. The record is from RefSeq and is a predicted model, not a curated record. The coding region runs from base 197 to 1096 and encodes 299 amino acids. The transcript is spliced from 3 exons. Lineage: Eukaryota; Viridiplantae; Streptophyta; Magnoliopsida; Malpighiales; Euphorbiaceae. Gene Ontology annotation, molecular function: metal ion binding.